This is a messenger RNA of Cervus elaphus (red deer), 4892 nucleotides long. It is a transcript of the gene FAM167A, whose product is annotated as family with sequence similarity 167 member A. Bases 1535 to 2170 code for a protein of 211 amino acids. NCBI's taxonomy places the organism in Eukaryota, Metazoa, Chordata, Mammalia, Artiodactyla, Cervidae. The transcript is spliced from 7 exons. The record is from RefSeq and is a predicted model, not a curated record.
UGCUGGUGGUUGGAAUUCAAGCCGCUGGCGGGUGGCGUGGAGGCUCCCUGUUUGCGGACACCGCCGGAAAAGGGGUUCUCCUGCCCGCUCCACGCAGGCAAACUGCUGACAGUGGCAAAGCCACGUUGCCACGCUUGGAGGAAAACCGCCUUGGUUUCUUUUCUUUCUUUCUUUUUUUAAAGUCUAUUUGGGUUUGGUUUCGUCUAGGGUUUGGGCCAUCGCGUGCGGUUUGCUUCUCCUCUCGGCUGCUCGGGUUGAGGUCCUGGCCGGGAACGAGAAGCUGGAAGGGCUUUAGGACCCGGCGCGUCCCGGUCCCCGGAGCCCCGGGCGGAGAGGCUUGAAUGAGAGGCUGGAGGGGACCUCCGCUGAAAGGACUCGCGGCGGAAUAGCUCCGCUGUCGCCAGGCAACCGCCCUGACGCAACGCAAAAAAAAAAAAAAAAAAGUCCCUUAAAAAAAGAACAGUGCUGAGAAUUCGCCGUAGCACGAGAGAAAGGGCGGCAGAAGCCGACUCAGCCCCGAAGCCGGGGCCAGAGGCUGCGGAGGAGCCGGGAGCCCACUUCGAAAGGAGAAGGCGGGGACCUGGUGACACCCCGGGAGGGGCCUCGGAGCGCACGGGAAGGUGUGGACAAGGGAGCUCUGAGUGAUAGCCUGAGGUGCAGCCAUUAGCACAGGACUUGCAAACCAAACUUCACUGGGAGAAACGCCUGAGAGCGCGGGUGCUCCCCACACCAGCUUUGACCAAGACCAGGAAUACAGAUGAGCUGGGAAAGAUGAUCCGUGCAGGGCCAAACCAGCAGUGGCCCCGCCUGCUUCGGUCACCAUGGCAACCUUGGAGGAGAUGCGGAAACUGAGGCUCAGCAAGCCUGGAAGCACCUACAGCUGAGCAAUCUGAUUCCAAGUCUUGUGCUUCUGUCUCAAGACCUAGUGGUUCUCAACCCUGGUCCUCUCAGAUCACGUGGGGAGCUUUGAGUUGAUGCCUGAGUCUGGUUAUAGACGAACUGAACCAGGACCCCUGGGACAGGCCUGGGACUCAUGUUGUGGAGGUUCCUCAGAGGAUUCUCAGCUGUGUGACUGGAGGUUUCUUUGCUUUCUGCUCUGACGAGGUGAGGUCCCACACCAGCCAGCAGCUUCCCGCCGCCUGCCCUUCCUGCGAAGGGGACAGGGUCCGUCCUGCAUCCCCACUGGAGUCUGAUCUGCCUGCCCCUCCAGCACUGAUAGAUCUUCUUGGCAAAGCUGCCCCCAAAGAUUCCUGCUAAUGCUUGUCUGUUCCUGCUCUUGCAAAGCAUGGCGCCCACAGCGCUCCAGGAAGCCUCUUAAGCCCUGAACGUCGGCAGCUGCUCCAGAGGACGCUGUGUAGGUCCCCUCCGCCCCCUCUGGACUCCAGGAGCCGCGCCCUUCCUAGCGAUGCCCUCGGGAGCCUUGGCCCCCACUGGAUGAGACCCCUCCAGAGCAGGACCCGACCUUGCUGCCCACCAAGAAUCCCUCGGCACCCUCCACCACCUCUCAUGUCUGGCUGUCCGGGCAGGUUCUAGAAUGUCUGUGCCCCAGAUCCAAGUAGGAGAAGGGGCCGGUGGGGAAGAAGGGCCGGCAGGAACGACCCCACCUCCAGAUGACCACCUCCGGAGCCUGAAAGCCCUCACGGAAAAACUGAGGCUGGAGACCCGCAGGCCUUCCUACCUGGAGUGGCAGGCCAGGCUGGAGGAGCAGACGUGGCCCUUCCCAAGGCCGGCGGCCGAGCAGCGGGGCUCGGCGGAGGAGGAACCCUCGCUGCUGCGAACCAGAGCACUCAGGCCGCGUCCCCCAUCUAGUGGGAGGGCUAACCAGGACGCCGGGCCCCCGCCCACUGGCAAGCUGGAGGGCUUUGAGAGCAUCGACGAAGCUAUAGCUUGGCUCAGGAAGGAACUGAUGGAGAUGCGGCUUCAGGACCAGCAGCUGGCGCGGCAGCUCAUGCGCCUGCGCAGCGACAUCCAAAAGCUGAAGAUCGAGCAGACCUGCGACCUCCACCGGCGGAUGCUCAACGACGCCACCUACGAACUCGAGGAGCGGGACGAGCUGUCCGACCUCUUCUGCGACGCUCCCCUCGCCGCCUCCUUCAGUCUUUCUGCACCACUCAAGCUCAUCGGGGUCACCAAGAUGAACAUCAACUCCCGCAGGUUUUCUCUGUGCUGAGAAGCCCAAGACGGGGCGGUGGAGCCAGAACGAGGGUUUGGGAGGUGAGCCGGGGGUGUAGGAAGGGAGCUGAGGCCCAGCUACCCCAGGGGGUCUCUCUGGAGGCAGGGUGUCCCCAGGACAAGUGCUCUCGGAGCCCAGCUGUGGAGCCCAGUGUCCCCAUGCCUGACCCUGGUUUAAUACCCAGGGUCCUGCAGAAGGGCUGCUCCAUCCGAUGUUCAGUGAGACCUGGGUACCCCACGCACACAUCUCAUCCCCCCACUUGGUAACGCAGAUUCCUGUUUCCCGGAAUCACUGGUGCUAUGACCUGGGAACCCAAAGUGGGGGGUGGGGGCAAAGCUGUGAUUCUUGCAGAAGGCUUCCCCAAGGACACCGAACCCCAGAAGGGAGGCAUUAGAUACGUCAGCCAUGCCUAUUGUGCUCUGAGGCUCACUUCACCCUAAGUGGUUGACUCAGCAACCUCAACAGGGACCCACCAGCAAAGGAAAAUCAAAAAGAAUAACAGGUGGCACUUGGGAAAGCAAGCCCCACCUGCUGCCAGUGCCCUGGGCAAGGUCUUGGACCUUGGCCCCACAGAUGCCAGGUAAACUGUUUCCGGUAUGUGGGGUCCUGCCAGUGUAGCCGGGGUAGAACAGGCAAGACUGUUGCCCGCUCUGGCUACACACACCAGUCCCAACCUCCAAAGAACCCCUUUGCUGCCACCCCACAAGCUGGCCUUGGUAGGGCCUAGGGGUGGGCUUCCCCAGGGGGACCAGCAGAGGCCUCCUGGUGGCUUCUGACAUUGUCACCUCCGCACCUUCGUGCCCUCCGCAGAAGCUCUCCCUGAGCUGCCUCUGAGCUUCUGUGCCUGAUUUAAACACCUAACUUUAACUAAAUCAGACUGUUACUAACCUAUGGCCAGCUUGUUUAUAACUGCUUGAUUUUUGCCCAAAUGGCGAACCAGUGGUAGGUCAAGUUUGACAGAGGUUCAGGGUUUGGUUUUAAAAGGUUCUGUCUAAGGACGGGUGGGGGGGUCAGCAAGGUGAGGAUGAGACCUCCACAGUUUAGGAAGUUAACCUAGUGGAGCGCCCUGUGCCUGGGGGUUCUGGGUGUUUGACCCAAAGUCUUUGAUCCUUCUAGCCAAGCCCUCUGGUUCACAGAGGAAUAAAAGAGGCUAGUGGAGGAGCCCCCUCCAGGCUCCUCAGUGGCUGUAGAAUAUGGAUGUGUUAAUUAUAAUCAUUAUUAAUAAUGCCUACACCAAUCAUGUAUCAAUGAACUUGAAUUCCAAAGAUGGUACUAAGGCUUUGCCAAACCACGAACUGCCAACCUCUCUACUCUCCGCCUCACUCAACUCUGUCACCUCCCAAGUUAAAAUUCUGCUUGCCGUCAGCAUUCCGUCAUCGAAGUGAGGGGUCCUGUUGCUCUGUCUUUCAUGCUUCGUCUUCCUGUAGAGUUUUAUCAAAGCCCAUGCAUACUUGCACACACACACACACCAUGACCCAUGCUGGGGCAAGGUUGGUUUCCUCUUGUGGGCUGGGAGUAGGAGUUUGUAAAUGAUUGGUCCCUGGUUAGAGGAUGAUUUGGUGUUUCCUUGUGAUUUCUAAGAGCCAGAGGGUUUAUGCUUCCCUCAAAGAUGCUACAACCACCUAGCCAAGGUCUGUUUCAAGCUGACUCUGAGCAGUGGCAGAACUCAGUGGACUCUGAGGUCCAUGGAGAAGGCCUGGGUGGAAGGCCAGGCUGCCCCACGCCUGUCCUCACCCCAGCGAUGCCUUUCCUCGGGGGUUCUGUACAGAUGCUGCCAAGCCCUACAGAGGCACGCCUGCCAGGCUUCCUCCAGAAGAACCCUUGAGGUCAUGGAGUAUCAGGCUGGCCUGCACACACUCACACCCACUCUACAGAGACGUGAACAUGUACACACCCAACCCACAUGGGCAAGCCUAUUCCGUAUUCAGGAAGAAAAGUGCCAAACUGGUUAUUUUUCUUUCUAGAAACCAGUCAUUACAGUAACUGAAAAAGCUGGAAUCAACCAAAGCUGAGCGAUCUAGCUGAAUGUCAUCAAGUCCAUGGAUGAGGCAACUGGGCAGUUCAGUUGCUCAGUUAACCUGAUGAUUCCUUUCUUUGAGAUCAAGGCACACACCUUUUGGAAUAGGUUAGUUGUCUGAGCUAUUGUGUUUAGUUCAUCCCAAGAGAAUCUUACUUUGGGAUAAAGGAGGAGGGGAUCAGGAAGAGAAGCGCAGGGGAAAGACAGGUGUGUUUUCUUACUUGUUGUGCAGCAUCUGUUAGCAGCCUUAUUUCCAAGGUGAAUGCAAAUAACUAACCAGGUCAGUUCAGCUCUGUGAAGUCCCUGCCUCGUGUGGUCAAGAGAUGUCCGAGUCAGUCGCAGCCUAACCUUCCUCACCUCAGAGCAGCCUUCCAGCCCUACUGUGUGUAUACAACACUGUUGCAGUUUUACUCAUUAUCUGCCCAUCUCUCUGACACCCCCAAGAACCCCUGGGUGUAAAACUCGAAGUCUGCAUUAACACUGCCACGCGGGGCAAUGUCUGACACCUUCGUGGGCUCAGCAGUGAUCCCAGAGGCCUGGGGAGCCCAGGCAGGCUUGAGAUGACCUGCCCCUGCCCCAGGCCUCCUCCCUGUAGCAAUACCAAGUGCUAUUAUGUAAUCGAUGGACAAUUUAUAAUUUUAUUUUUUAUGAUUGUUUCUAUAUUGCUGUUAGCAAAAGUGAAAUUAAAAUAUUUCAAAAGGA